UUUACUUGCGUGCCUCGCGGACUUUUCCGAAUUUUCCCAGUCAGUCCCGGGUCGGCGACCGACACGAGCAUAUCACGCGUGUGUCGGGGUCGAGUAAUUAAACUAUUUCGUCACUUCUUUCGAAUCGCAUAAUUAGUCUCUCGUUGGCAUCGCGUUAUUUAACACGUGUAUCUUCGGUUUAAUCGUAUCUACGCGAGUGUCAGUGUCCAGUGUCCAGUACCACAAUGGAACAGCCAGGAUAUUUGGUCGAGAAGCUGGAACAGAGGAGGAGAACGCAGGACACAAGGACGACGAGGAUAGCGACGCAUCAUAUAUUUCCCAGGCUCUCUCGGACGAUGAUCGCGGAAAGGCGCGACUCCGGCUUUUAUAGUUCACCGACAUCGAAGCCAUCGAAGGCGCGCCCGCAAGAAGAUAAAGCGCAUCCGCCGAGCGCCCGCUCUCGUCGGACGUGUUCUGAAAUAGGUGAAGUGCAUCUCUCUCCGGGGCCGGAGACAAUCACGAGAGCGGAGAGAAACGAGUCUCCGAUCCUCGCACUUCGUUAUCGGCCCGAUGCUAUUGACCUCGUAUCGACGGCACCCUUCGGCUACGCGGUUCAACAUAUUUAACGAGCUCGCAUACCAACGAGAGAACCGUGUCGAAACCGUCGUCCCCACCACGCGCACAACACUUAUUGUUGCCACUAUCGGCCGGCAAUAUCGAUCGUAUAACUCACCAUCGCCACGCGCAUGUUGAACUCGCGAACUCGAUUUACAAUCUGAAUCUUUUUCAAUGCGAGGCGCACUUCGCGCUCCGAGCAGACGUGACGGACGAUAAAAACUGGAUGGUACAUUGUCGAGCGCAAAAUCAUAUCCUGAAAAAAAGAUUUGGUAGUGAUCCAUCGAGCCCGAAUAACAGAUAUGUUUUGGUGAGACAGUUCCAACUAGACAUGUAGGUAACACAAUGAAAUAAUUGGUCAAUUUUAACGAAGAACUUUAGCAAAGCUUGGUAUUUAUUGGCAAGACUGUUAUCAGUUUAUGUGGUAUCACCAAAUAAUUUGUUAAAUAAACCAUAUUGUUUGGUGACACUUACCACAUUAUGUGAUAAAUAUAUAAAAUGACUAAAUACAUAAUAAUUAAACUAUUCGGUUAUUGCCAAAUUCUUUAAUAUUAUUUACCAAAUCAUUCA
This is a messenger RNA of Odontomachus brunneus, 1164 nucleotides long. RefSeq lists its product as uncharacterized. The record is from RefSeq and is a predicted model, not a curated record. The coding region runs from base 225 to 605 and encodes 126 amino acids. The transcript is spliced from 2 exons. Lineage: Eukaryota; Metazoa; Arthropoda; Insecta; Hymenoptera; Formicidae.